UUAUUAGAUGCUAAUAAACUAAUCUCCAUCAUGAAGGAAGAUUGUCCAACCUCAUCUCCAGUUGUUAGAAGGUUCCUUGCACACCAUGCUCCUUGAGCAUACAUAUAUCGUUGUUGAGCUUCUAAGGUGGAUCCACAGGAACAGACAAAUGUACAGUGAGCUUGUGUUAAUGUUGGUGUCAAUGGGGAUGAGAGAGAAAGUAAUAAUCGCCCUGGAUUCCUGGACAAUUCUUUGACCAUUAGGUCUGGUCAUUAUGCUAUGUCUAAUGAAUUUGUUUUAUACCGGAAUUAGUUCUCUCCAAUUUACCAAGCUGCCUUACUCCUCACUACCCAGACUGCAAAGUACAUCACUCUGAUCUUUGUGUAAUGUCAGCCAUUGGCCUCAUCAAAAUGAGUUAACCUAGGAUCAAUAACCCAAGCCAUUCCUGAUCCGUGACUAUCACAGAACGUGGAGCGGAACAAAACUGGAACAGGCCCUUUGGCCCACAAUGUCUGAAUGAACUAUAAUGCCAAAUUAAAUAAAUCCAUCUGCGUGCACAUUCUCCAUAUCCCUCUAUCCCCUCCGUGUUCAUGUACAUAGUAAACUUGUUAUCAAAGUACAUAUGUCACCAUGUACAUUCUUGAAGUUCAUUGUCUUGAUAGAAUAAUAACCAUAACAGAAUCAAUGAAAGACCGCUCCAGCUUGGAUGUUCAACCAGUGUGCAAAACACAACAAACUGCAAAUACAAAAAGUAAGAAAAAAUAAUAAUAUAUGAGCAACAAAUAUCGAGAACAUGAGAUGAAGAGCGCAUGAAAGUGAGUCCGUAGGUUGUGGGACAUUUCAAUCAUGGGGCAAGUGAAGUUGGGUGAAGUUAUCCCCUUUGGUUGAGGAGCCUGAUGGUUGAGGGGUAUAACUGUUGCUGAACCUGGAGCUGUGAGUCCUGAGGCUCCUGUACCUUCUUCCUGAUGGCAGCAGCGAGGAGAGAGCAUGACCUGGGUGGUGGGGGCGCCUGAUGAUGGAUACCGCUCUCCUGUGACAAAGCUUCCAAGUGUACCUGCUCCCAUCACCAUUACUGCAAGAGCCCUAAAUCUGUGUGUGGGAGGGUGGAGAAACCUGGCCUGAACACCACUGUUAAACUUCCCCAUCUUAUCUUAAUGGGUAUUUGACAUUUCCACACUGGAAAAGGACUCUUACCUACUUGAUUUUUCCUCUCAUAAUAUGAUAUACAGUUCGAGUUGCCAAAUUUCUCACUCCCAAAUAAGGGACAGUUGGCAACCCUUUAUACAGUACCUCUAUCAGGUGUCCCCUCAGCCUCUCCUUAUAGCUAAUACUCUAUAAUCCAAGCAGCAUAGUGCUGAACUCCUGCACCCUCUCCAAAGCCUGCCCAUCCUUCCCGUAAUAGGGUUGUCAGGAGGACAGACCAUACAAUGCAUCGGAUCACAGUCUGGCUCCGUGUCGCUGGAAUGAAUCUCUAAUCCCUUUCAAGGGUCUAUAUUGUGCCUGCCCCAGGCUGGGCUGGGAGUCACAGUACAGCCUUUGUGCCUUGUGUAGCUAUAUUUGGGUACUUCUUGUUCUUUGGUAAGCCACAAAACACCAGAGGGGUUGCUGGAGCAGAAACAGAUUUGUAUCUGUAAGCUAGGGUGCCAAUUAAUGCCAGCUGGCAGUGCAAGCACCAGUUUGACAGAUUGUGUUGUGGACCGAUAUGUGAUGUGUGGAGACGAGGAGCAGUGGGGGUAAUAGUGCAGGGUGACUGAUUGCUUCCUGUGGUUGGCUAGAGCUGUUGCACAUCGUGGGAGAAUCCAAAGCCAAGGAUGUGGAGUAAAAUUGCAAGGCCUAGCCACAAUCCCUUGCAGCACAACAGGAAAUGCAGUCAGUUCCUCUGAAGGACAAGACUGGGUUUCAGCAACUUUUCAAUUCACUCUCCAGGGAUGUUACGACAGGACAGGUUGAAUGAUUGCACUGGAGCCUUGGCUUGUAUCUCCCUCUCCCUCUUUAUAUUCUACCUUAAAAGAAACAGCUGCAAUAAAGAAUGAGGAUAUUUUUAUUCCAUAUUCCUAGUGGAAUGAUGAGCAACCAGCGUGCUCAAAAUCCGGCUACAGGCAUGUGGAUCAAAGGUGACCGUGGGAGUUCUCAGGAGAUGGAGUAAUGAGUAGGAGCAGGCUUGGGACAGCUUCUAAGGAGCCCCUCAAUCCCCUGGGUUCUGGCAGUGUCAAGAACAUAGUGAAAAAAAUCGAAGACUCCCUGAGCCAGAGGUCUUGUACUACAACCAGCAAGACUCUCUGGAAAUACAACUGGCCUCUGACCAAGAAUCUGGAGAAGGCUAGACCCUCUGAGGUUCCCAAGUUAGAACCACAGCCUCCUCUAUCGGGAAAGCCAGCGCUCGCAGGGGACAUUGGUUCAAGCAGAACGGGGCCAAAUGACCCGCAGCUGCCCAGAUACAAAGCAUCGGGGAGGGGGGUUGCCAUUCAAAAUGGACAAGCGGUGAAGAAUUUACCAAAGAAAAUGCACUCAUCAGAUAGUGCCCCAAAUCUUGGCGAGCGCGUUACUUCCCGGCACCAUGGCGUGAAUAUUAAACAAAAAAUUUUGCAAUGGGAGGGGAAAUCCAAUGUUGUCUCCAGCCCAAACAAGCAGACGGAUGGUGCUUUUCCUUCGGAGCAUGAGUGUUUGUUUCCUUCAGAUGCAAAAACUGAGAGUCUAGUGGACAACAAUAAGAGGGGCCUAGUGAAAGCAAAAAGCCUGGGCCUGGACUUCAGGGAAGGAUGGAAUGCAAGUGACCAAAAGGUAAAAAGUACUGUUGACAAAAAUGGAGGAGAACCAAAUACAAGAGUGUUGUCCUCUGUCCUCUCUCAAACAAAGAAACUGGAGAACUUGGCCAAGAAGACUCCAGACUCUGCAAAGUUGCUACCUCCAGGAAAUUUUUAUACAUCGCAGAAAUUUUGGAGGAAGAUUCAAGACAUUCCGCAGGAUCAAAAUGCAGUAUCUGCCUCAGAACUGAAAAGGAAGCGAGAAAGUUCUAGUUCAACUGAAAAAGACUUGGAUUUGUCAAAUUUUAAGGUCAGCGAUACUGGCACCAGGAAUGCAGAGAAUGUGUACAGCGCGGAUUCUGAGGAAACAGCGGAAUCGUGUGGGAUUAAUCCCGUUCCCAAACCUCGUCGGACAUUUAAGUAUGCUGUAGAUAAAAAUUCUGGCUUUGCCUCUCAAGUGAAGGGGAUGUCCCCAAGAGGAAAUGCACCCCCACUGCCAAUGCACCCACCUCCUUCAGCAAGGACACCUGGGACUGAAUCACAACUAAUAAAGGCAAAAAGGAAGUCCUUCGAAUUUGAGGAUGUGGACAGUCUCAAGGUCCUCCUGACUCCUGUAGGUCACGAGAAGAAUCACAGACAAGGUGUUAAGGAUAUGGAGAAGACACUUCCCCAAACGCUGUCCGAAGAGAACAUCUACGAAGAUAUCAUAAGUCCUUCGAAGGAGAAUCCAUACGAAGACGUCAAGUUCUCACCGUUUCUAUCUCGGGGAAGGCGAGUUUGGGCAUCACCACCGAGUCGACCCAGGAGGCCUCCAGAGCUCCCACCAAAGCCCCCCGGUCUUCAGGGACAAGCUCAGGAAAGUAAAACGUUGAAAGCUGGAGAGCAGAGGAAGGUUGGUAAGGACUGCACAGUACCUCUGCUUCGCUCUAGUCCCCUGUCUGUGCCGGGCACCCCUGAGGAUUCUGUCAGUGGAGACGUGUUUGUGAAAAAACGAAAGAAGAUCCCUUUGCUGGUUCUGAAGAUCCAGGCAGCAUAUGAUGCAAAAAGAGGAAAGAAAAAGGUGAGAGCUCUGACGUUCACAGGACCAGAGUCCACACCACAGAAAGAUGAGAAUAGUGAGACGGAGAGCGAUACGGAAGAGCAACAGAAAGCACACAGCCAGCGCCUGGUGUAUGUACAUUCCACGUUGAAAAGGAACACACGUUACCAGACUCUCGAACGAGAUUUAAUCGAGUUGCAGGAGCAGCAGCUUUUUGAGUACUUUGUGGUGGUGUCUCUUCGGAAGAAAGCUCCCUCCAACACUUAUGAGCCGCAGGUCACGCAGCAGUUCCCAAGUAAGUUCGAGAAAUCAACAAGGCAAGCUCGUGAUGCCGAGGAGAGACUGAAGGCUAUCCCACAAUUCUGCUUCCCGGAUAUCAGUGAAUGGGCUGCGGUUUCCCACCUGAACAGUGAAACCUUCUCCUUUGUUCUGACUGGCGAGGAUGGAGGCAGGAGAUUCGGAUACUGCAGGAAGCUCUUGCCGAACGGGAAAGGUAAAAGGCUGCCAGAGGUUUACUGCAUCAUCAGUCGUCUAGGCUGCUUCAAUCUCUUCUCCAAGAUAUUAGAUGAAGUGGAGAAAAGACGAGAGCUUUCGCCCGCCCUCGUCCACCCUUUCAUGAGGAGCGUCAUGGAGGCCCCUUUCCCUGCCCCGGGUCGAGUCAUCACGGUGAAGAGCUUCCUGCCAGGUUCAGGAAAUGAGGUGAUUGAGCUCUGCCGCCCCACGGAUUCGAGGCUGGAGCACGUAGACUUUGAAUGCCUCUUCGGAUGUUUGAAUGUGCGUCAUGUGGUCCACGUGUUUGCUUCUCUGCUCCUGGAACGGAGGGUGAUCUUCAUCGCAGACAAGCUCAGCACCCUGUCUAAGUGUGGGCAUGCAGCUGUGGCCAUGCUGUACCCAUUCACCUGGCAACACACCUACAUCCCUGUGCUUCCUGCUGUCAUGAUUGACAUCGCUUGUUCUCCCACACCCUUCCUUAUUGGAAUCCUUUCCAACUCGGUGCCUCUGCUGAAUGACCUGCCAAUCGAGGAGGUGCUGGUAGUGGACUUGUGUGCCAACAGGUUUCUGAGAAAGAUGGAUGAUGAAGAUUGCAUCCUUCCCCACAAGCUCCAAGCUGCACUGGUGCACAUCUUUGAGCAGAGAAAUGAAAUACUUGCUUCAGAGGAGGGAGCAGAGGCUGGAGAUGCCCAGCCCUCUCUCAGCUCUCUCGUCUCAGAAGCGUGCGUCAGGUUCUUCGUGGAGAUUGUGGGCCAUUACUCCCUGCACAUGUCAGUCGGUGAGAGGGGGGAGCGCUGCUUCCAGAGGGAUGCCUUCCGCAAAUCCCACACCUCCAAGAGCAUUCGGCAGUUCCUGGAGCUCUUCAUGGAGACUCAGAUGUUCGCUGGCUUCGUGCAGGACAGGGAGCUCCGGAAAAGUGGAAUCAAAGGCCUCUUUGAGGUGCGAGCUGGGGAAUAUCUGGAGACCAUCCCUGAAACUGAACCAAGAAGCGUUAACAGGUUCCUUAAAGGCCUUGGGAAUAAAAUGAAAUUUCUUUCCAAGAAAUGAAAGCAGAUGCAGUAAUGCAGACACUUCAGCAUGAUGGAUGGUAUAAUGAAGCAGCUUGUUACCAAGCAGUGAGAGUACUCCUGAACUCAGUCCCUCCAGAGUCUGCCUUUGCUGGUCAUUGGGUUCUCUGGAUUGAUUCCGCUCGGUGCAGUUUGCCCUCCCCCCCAUGUCUGUGUGCACUCCUCACUGCACUACAUUUGGAAGCAGUCUCCUAGCAACAGGCCCUGGAUUUAACCCUGUGAUGCUGAGGAAAAGCAACAUUCCAUCUCAGCCCCGCAGCAAAGUGUUCAGAAGCAAACUGGAUGUGACUGAGAGUAGAGGUUGGAUCAGUCCUGGCUGUUCUAUCUGACAAGGGUUGUCCUCGCAAUCAAAAUAGUGCUUCACUUUGUUCUGGUGUUAUUUUCGAACUCACCGCCUGUAGGCAAUUGUUCCUUUCACUCUGUGAACCUGUUCUUGGGUUGGCAUUCCUAACUGAAGUUAUUGGUGACUCUACGCUAUUUCCGAUGUGAGGCACAGUGCUUGUACUCACAGUUGUGCGUGCACUCGUACUGUCUCUCUCUGAAAGCUGCUUUGUGGUUGGGACCAGCACUCUGGGCUAGAAGCUGAUGGUAUGAGGAAGGAUGUGAGGCGAGAACUGACUGGGCCUGAGACAGCAGCACUGCAUCUCAAGCUGGUGUCAGGGCUAAAAGGGCCGUCCUCCCACAGCUGGUUUGCACAGUCCGCAGCUCCAAGCACUGACUCAUUUUGGAACUGGACCACGGCUGGAACUUUCCCUCGGUCACGUCAGAGAGAUUGAUGGGAACUUUCCCGAUCAAUAUCCUAUUCGCUUCCAGGGAAAGUUCUUGGAUUUGCAGAAGGGGAAAAGUUAAUCCAGCUAAAGAAAGCUCACAGUUAUAGGCUCUAAUUAACCAUCGGUCGCAGUGAACCACACCACCACCCAUCUCUCUGUGUUAUUACGGAAGCAGCAUCUGCCUUUCCCCUGUUCUGAAGAGAUGUGUCAUACAGCUGUUUUUCCUCAGUCAGAUCACGUUUGUGGGAGACCGGAUUUAGCAAGCUCCUGUCCAACCCGGGUGCCUUGUAUUCCUGCUCUCCCUCACCCCUGUAAUGCUUUUCCUCCCUCACUAUAAAGUGAUCCGAUAUAGGAGGUGUCACUGAUUCUAAUUUUCUUCGCCACCCCAGAGUGCCUGAAGCCAGUUGGGGUAAAUGAAGGUGUUCUGCAAAAGAACUGGGAAAAGCGAAGCAAUAGACUCAUUACCAAUUUCCACCUGGGUGUCACAGCAUCAUGGACACUGGUUCAGGCAAUUUUUUUUUUAAGAGAGCCACAGAUGGUAAAGGCAGGAGUUUCCUGCCCUCAGUGGCUGUGAAGAUUCCGCCCUGUCUACGGCAUUCCAUGGAUUGUCCCAUAAUGUGAAUGGUGGUGUCUCAGUCCCCUGCAUGCUUCAUAGGGUCAAUCACAGAGAAUAUUCAUAAGCUAGUCUUGUAAAGCUGGUUAGCUGCUCCCCCGCUGAAACAUAGAUCUAUAGUGAUUCAUCAAGUGAUGGACUCCAUGGAGGCCAAUGUGCAGAAUGGCAAGAGGGAGAGAUUGUCCUGCAGAGCGUUCCCCAACAGCCCUGCAGCUGUACUCCCUCGAAAUGUGUAGUUUGACAUGUACACUAGCCCUCGGGAUCUUACCAAAGGCAAGUGUCAAACAGCUGAGCUCAGGGCCCAGUCAAAGCCUCUUGGCUUUCCAUUACUAAAACUGUUUCAAGUCUUGUUCUGAGUGCUUGCCUGGUCAGAAUGAACGUGUUCUGUUUCAGAAAAUGCCAUGAGCGCACAUGAGGUCAGGCAGCAUCUGUGGGAAGAGUAAGUUGAGGUCUGAGGUGGAAGACUUUGUCAGACUGUUCUGAAAAAGAGGGCUUCUCUUUUUCUCUCCCCACAGCUGCUUCCUAAUGUGCUGAGUGUUUCCAGAACUUUCUAUUUUUACUUCAGAUUUCCAUUUCUUGGGUCAAACCAAAGAAUGCAGACCAACAGCACUCCAGUAAACAGAGGGAUAAAUCUCACCUCCUCCCUGCACGGGCUAUCUGUGUGUGUAUACCUGUACCUCGCCUAGUCUUUAUUUGUGCCCAUUUGUCCUGGGGUAGAGUCGCACAUGCGGGCACAUGGCUGACUCCCUGGAGACCCUCUCAGAACUUUCAUAUGAUUUGCACAAAUAUUCUCUGGACGUUAGCCAUUGUCUGUGAAUAAAUUGAAUGUAAAGCGUGAAGUUAAGUUUCACAGGCGUAUUUCAUUUAAAAUAAAGCACUUCGUGAUAUCCUGAGGUGAUAUUGUAUCGAUUAUUUUCUUUGUAAAUCUUUUGUAUAAAUCUUUUCAUUACCCAUACUUUGUUCUCUCUGUCUGUGUGUGUCUCUGUCAGUCUGUGUAUCUCUCAUCCCAUUACUGCUUUUCUCUGAUGCUGAGCUCUUUAUAGAGCUCAGGGGACCAAGACAGGAGCUACCAGUUUCUGAAUUAUUGUGAAAGGGUCACUAAAAACUGUAGCAGGGGGCUGCAAGUUUUAGGAGAACUGCAGUGAACGUUUGCAGAAAACUGAUAUUCUGAUUAGUGAAACCACUAAUACCUAGGUCACCAAGGCAGCCAGUCACCAAGCACCUCCAAUCUUUGCAGUAUGAUCGGUUGGUGCUGUUUGGCUGCCUGUGUAUGUAGGAGAAAUAACUGUAACAAAUACUUGUUUACAUGUGAAUUUUAAAAUAAACAUUUUG
Messenger RNA from Mobula hypostoma (lesser devil ray), 8036 nucleotides. Its product is annotated as DENN domain-containing protein 2C-like. The transcript is spliced from 20 exons. The coding region runs from base 2125 to 5301 and encodes 1058 amino acids. The record is from RefSeq and is a predicted model, not a curated record. NCBI's taxonomy places the organism in Eukaryota, Metazoa, Chordata, Chondrichthyes, Myliobatiformes, Myliobatidae.